UCCUGAUGAGUACUUUGGUCAUACAAUCAUGAGAACUACUUUACAAUAAACCUCUUCCUUACCAAACUUCAAUUUUUAGGUUUUCUUGCUCUUCUUCGUGCAAGUCGACAUCAAAAAACAUAUUUUCUUGCGAACAAUGCAUGUUUCACAGUGAUACGUGUGUUACAGACGAUGAGUUACACAGUGUCACUUCAUCUUUGUGGGAAUAUAGAAGUUUUGUUGCUAAUGAUUUGGAUAUACAAGUCGACAGAGACGGCGAUAAAUACUUUUCGUACGUCAACGAUAUGGUGUCAAAUCAUGAAGGUUUUGUUCAGUUAUCAGCUAUUUUUGAUAAUUAUGAACAAGAUUGGGAAACGAAAGAACCAUACGAGUAUUUAGAGCGUAAGGAAGAAGUUCGGCUUAUCAACUAUUUUGUGCAAUCAAAGAUUGGAAAUAUAGUCUACAAAUUUUUAAGAAUGAAGGGCCUUGCAGGUUGCGGUUACAAAUGGGAAUUCAGGCAUCUACUCAGACGAAUGUGGUCGUUUAAAUUUAAAAGGCAUGGCAUGUUGGAAAAAGGAUCUAAUGGGUUAGAAAACGUCUUUGUGGGGGAAACUCACAAUGGAGCUGGAAUUGGGUUAAACAACUGGUAUCGCCUUCAUCAACUCGAGAAAUCUGGUGAAAUCAAGUUGCAAACAAUCAAUAAUACUGAAUCACGACAGCGAUUUCAAAGGUUAAAAUAUGACUGGAACGGAGCUACCGGAGUAACUUCAAUAUUUGUUGGUGCUUCACCGGAAUGGGAAUUUGCUAUAUAUACUUUGUGUCAUCUAACAAGAUCUGACAGGAGUUGUUGGAUAACUGCAAAAGACCAAGAUGGCAAACCAUUCAAAGUUGAGAUAAAAUCGGAAUACAUGUACCAUGUUAAUAUGAACAAUGAACUCAGUCAUGUGUCAAAUGUUUUUGUAUUUUAAUCGUUGUAUUUGAUAUAUUUGAGUACGUUUUAUAUAACUUUUCUCACAAAUAACUCAGGAUAUCCAUCACAUCCAUCUCUUUGGAAUUGUGUACAUUAUUAUGUUCGUAAAUUGAGUCUGUCUGUUUUUUUUUUUGUUUUUUUUUGUGAAAACUGUCUCUGUCUACUGUAUAAAUUCUGAGCUACGUUUUCAGUAUAUACCUCAUUCAAGAAAUCCCUUAGCAGAGUACACUACAAAUAGCUGCUACCUUAAAUGUAAUAGACUGACGAACAGAAAAUAGAACCAGAGAAGCUGGCAAACUGGAAAAAGAUAAUAGUCGUCUUGCUUUCAAAUGAUAGCUUUGU
Molecule: messenger RNA, 1291 nt
Organism: Styela clava
Lineage: Eukaryota; Metazoa; Chordata; Ascidiacea; Stolidobranchia; Styelidae
Source: RefSeq, a predicted model, not a curated record